GAACGUGGAGAACAGCUGCUACUGGUUUGGCAGCAGACCUUGGGAAACUGGUAACUUCCCGGGAGGGAAGUAACCAGGUCAGUCAGUGGCAAAGUCCAAGCUGUAGCUUAUGUUCUCUUCUGUGACAGUUUUUGGGGAGGGUAUUCUCUAUCUCCUAGCUUUAUUUUAGGGAUGCUUGUGUACUUCUGGGAAGUGGUGCUUGCUAUCUGGUGUGCCAGAUCGCAGGUGUUUCAGCUGAAUAAGUUGGCUGGUCUGCCUCAGUAGAGCCCUACAUUUUCGCUAACUGUUGUCACAGGACUGUAGAAAGAACUUUGCAGAGAUCACUGGCUCAUAAUGCAUGCUUUUUCAUGUAUUAACAUGUCUUAAAGUUUAUGCCAUCGAACUCAAUCUGAGAGGUAUCAUAGCACUCUGGAUGCUAAAAAAGAAGUUAUUGUUUCAUUUACUCCAACGUUUUAGAUGUGUUUUUAUGGAGUUCUGUUUUUGUUGUUUGUUUGGGUUUGGUGUUUUUGUUUGUUUAUUUAUUUUUCCUCAAGAGGAAAGAAGACUGUCAUAUUUCACCUUUAGUUGUUUGUUGCUAGUGAUAGAUGAAUCUUUCAUAUGCUUGUGAACUUGUAAAUUUCUGUUUGUUUCAGCAUUGUUGUUCAAUCAGUGUAAGUAGAUGGGAAGAUGAGGUUUUACCCUGAAGAUGUAACUGAAAUGGGAAACAGAAUAGCAGUAAAAUGACCCCGAGUUCUCCAAGCAGCAAACAAAACCUUAUAUUUAAUUUUAUAUUUUAUUUGGCAAAUAAAUAACCUUUGCUCAACAUAAAUCAUAAAAUUAAUUGAGCACAAGAUGCCCCUACAGAUUAGUAGUUCUGCCACCCUGGGAGCUUAAGAAAGCAAGCAGAGCAGGCACUUUGAAGCUGCAUUACACAUCAGUACAGAACAUUCCGUGGUAUCCAACUAUCCACAAAACAUCACGUACAUUACUAGUAGCAAAUGAUUACUCAUUAGAUUUGCCACGUGUGCUAUAGAUUGGGCACUUUAUGGUAUCUUUAUGAGCAUGUUAUGUUAUCUUUUAAUUUUUCUUGCUAUCUUUGAACCUGGGGGUAUUACAUAGUUCCGCUUGUGUUAUAUAGCUAAAGAACCUGUCCCAUCCACCAAGACUAGCUUUGUAGAAGUGAACAACAUAGCAAUCUAUUUAUUACUUACAAUAUGGAUAUCAAUAUGGAUUUAGAAGCACCAGCAUUUCCAUUUGUGCCCUCCAGAUAAACAUGGUAGCUUUUGCAUGCAGAAUGGCAGGAGGCCUUUUCAGAGUCCUGUUGUCAUGCACCUUAUGAAUGCUUCCUAAGAUGAUGUUCAUGAGUUGCCCUAUGCCCACUGAGAUUUUCAAUACUUGGCUAUAGAAAGUAUUGAUAUUUGGGAUGUCAAGCUUCAGCUAUGUGACUAUUCUGAGCAUCUAUAAUGUGCUUUGGAAAUACAUGUUAGAAAAUAUCUGCUUAUUUUUGGUGUAAGCCCACAUGUUAGAGCCUGAAGAGGUGGGAAGCUCUCGACAGGGAACUGGUUACCUGUGGACCUGCGGUUCAUUUGGGAAAACCAGCUCCCAGAGAGUAAAGGCAGCCUACUUUGUUACCACUGUGUGUGGUGAUAUCAGAGCAUUUGUGAAAGCAGAUAUUCUCAACUGACACCAGCCUUCUGUUCUUAAUGUGAGAAUUCUGGAGCCACUGCUGGUCACCUAGGGCAGCGAAGCAUUUUUAUCUCUUGCUAUACUCAUAAGGCUAGGGCUGUAUUCACUAUAUUCAAACUUUUCUACCCUUUCUGCAACCAGUGUCCAAGUAUGUUGCUAGGAAUUGGAGGGAUUAUCAUCUCUCUUGCAUCACAAGCAGUUGGGUUGUAGCUAGGAGGGGCUUUCGAAUGUCUGCAACUGCAGGUGCAAAAAAGUCAGCAUUUGUCAGGCAAAGUUUUGUAGGCAAAACAUGGUUAACAAUGGGUUAAAUUAUCUUUUGUCUGCACAGGCAUUACAUUUUGUUGCCAUGUACUGUGGUUCAGUUUAUAAGAACUCUCUGCUCCAUGUUGCUCUGGAGAGCCGGAGUGUGCCCUAACACAUCCUGAAAGAGCUUAUGAGCACCAGGAAGGUCUGCAUGGCCUGUUGGACAUGUGUUAGAUAUUUGCAGGGCUUGUGUGAGUGUGUGCAGUUACUAGCAAUGCAGUACAGUCUUUUAUGAUUCAUUAGUCUGCUUUACUCACAGGCAGGAAAAAAUUAAAGCUACCUGAAAUCUGAGUAUUAUUUCCUGUCGUGACAAACUGAUUAUUUCAGGGCAUGUUUUGAAUGAAACUUUUGAGAGCAGGACAUUCUGUUUUUACUACAAGCCUAUUUCUAUACUACUCAUAUGUAUUCAAAGCAAGUACUGUGAUUUUUAUUUUGCAACUGCUAUUUUAUGGAAGUGGAGCAAAUAAUUAUGUAUGCAGUAUGGCUUGGCAUUACAAUCUAUAUUACUUUCUGAGUAGAUUCUGAUUGAAAACUUGACUCAGAUUAAACUUUUUUUUAGAAAGUGAAGUUUCUACUGAGACUCUUAAAAAUCUUUCUUUGAAUAAAAAAAAGACCAAUUUAAAUCAAAUAACUCUUCCGUUUUGCGUAUACAGCACAUGACUCCAGUUUCUUCUUAGAAAAUUGUGUGGUUUGAGUAAUGAUUUCUUUUUUGUCAUAGGGAUUGGCUAGUUCAUCAGGAGAGAGACAAGAAGCAUGAGAGAAAUGAAAGUAGUAUGGGAGAGGAGGAGUAAACUGAAAAGAAAGUAAAUUCAGGUAAUAAGGUAGAAUCAAGUAGAGGUACAAUAAGACAAUCAACAUACAGGAAUAAUUUAAGUGCACCCAGCGUGAUGUUUGGUUUUGUUUGGCUUUUUUUUUUUUUUUUUUCCCUUGAGCUUUACAUAUUGUUCUGCUACAAGUGUAGCUUGGACAAAUUUGGUUUUUUUGUGAUUUGGCCAGUCCUUGCUAAAGCAGUCUCAGUCCUGACAGAUUUGACUGGGGAGGGAGCAAGAGCUGUUGUUACUGCCUUACCUGCCUGAGGAGCACUGGGUGAAUGCAAGGAGGAUGAUGAAUGCUGCAGUUCCCUUAGGCUCUCCCUUCCCUGCAGUGUAAAAAUUAAUGUACAAGGAGUACAUCUGUGCUCAUGGCUCUAUGUUCUGGUUUUUUUUUCACUGAUGCACAGGAAUGUAUUUAAAGCUCUUUAAAAGUAUCGCAUUAAUUGAGGACUGAAGUUCUGGCUUUUAAGAGUCGUGGCUAUUUAUUAGCUGCUUGUAACGGACUGUUUCUGCCAUAAGUGAUCCAUAUGCUGAAUGUUGUAAUCCCAAAGCACUGCUAAGAGAGAAAGUAGAUAAUUUUUCUUUUAACAAGAAUUUAGCUCUUUAGCGUGGUAAUUUUUAUGGGUGGAAUCUGAAAUAUCAGAGGAGAAGAAUAGUAGUGUGCUACUGAUGCUCCCUGUAGUUAUAUGGUCAGGUUGAAAGGAUAUAAAUUCCUGUCUUGUCAUUCAAAAGACUAAAAAAGGUCUAGUCCACCACCAAAGUAUUUUUUUUCUUUUUUUCCUUAUAACUUGGGCUCUACAGAUGCUUACUGUACGGCGUCAGACACGUAAUUUGAGUGACUAUCCAUCUUGGCUCAGCUCUCCUCUCACUCUUGGUAGCUAAAGAAAUCUAGGUAACCAUGGAAUAAUAUUAAUUCUUCCAAAACCAAAUGCAGGUCUGAGUUGAAAUGACUCCCACAGAUGCUGUAGUGGAACAGCUAGAAAUGCUACCUUGCGAUACAGUUUGUUCUGGAUAUAGGUCUUGUCCUUUCGUUAUAGCAUCUGGUGUAAUGUGUAUCAGAACUGUAGCUCAAAAUCUUAUGGGUCAAAUAUCUUCCUAGUUCAAGCACUUUUUCCUCAGUGAGCCUGUUUUUAUGUUAUUGUGCACACAGUACUACUGUUGUGCUAACUCAAAUAGGGGGUUUUUUUGUAUCCCUCUGUUAGCUUUUCAAGUCCUGUUUGCCCUGAGUUUCCCUGUUCCAAGCAGACCAAAACCUGGUCAAUAGUAAAGUUACUUUCUGUUUGGGUUUUUUAUUUCUAAUUGUGGGGGUUUUUUAUUCACUGAUUAUUGUCACUGCUAAGGACAGACCCAGUACCCUUUCUAGUUAGUGCUCUGAUAGUUUCCUUUUCUAUUCCUUUCAAACUCUGCUUUUCUGCUGUUCCCCCCACCCCACCCCCCGCUUUUCAUUUGGGAAGAUGACAGCAGUCAUUUGAUCAAAUGUAAACAGUGAAAUACGGAAUCUGAAACCAUAGAUCAUUGUGUGUAUACAUAGUGGUUACUUAGCGAUAAUAUUAUUCCAGAAAAGGUAGCUUUGUAAGCAUAAGAACUAAUGAAAAUUUGUUUCCUACAGACUUCUGUGUAAUGGUUGAUCAGCUUUGAUGUCCAAGAUUCAAGCUCUAAUGGAAUCUUUUCUCCUGGACAGACCACUUACAAGGCUCUCUCCUAUGUGGAUUAUCUGAUAAGGACUGCACUCACACUCCAGAGUUUUCUUCAACAGAGAACUUACAAAGACUUUAUAUUGCUUUAGACACUUAAAUGUUUCUGCCCUCAGUGUCAGAAUUGGUUAUAAAAGACUAAAGAUUCUGGUUCACAAAUUAUUGAAAGGUGGAAAUAAAGAAAUACACACAUAGACGAAGUGAUGUUAUUUCUUUUGGAAACUGUGCAAAACCCCAAAACACUUUAUGUCCCGGGACGAGACAGUGUGUAAAUACUGUGGGGUCAGCUAUUUGAUACUUCAUGAAUUUAAGGCGAUGGAAGAAAAAGUAAAAGCAAUGGAAAAGGAGAUUAAAUUUUAUGAAGGAAGUAUAGAACGAGAAAAAGGACUUCAAGCAGAACUGCAGUCUCUUUACCAAGACCUUGAACACUAUCGAGCUGACAGUGAAUCAAAAACAGAAAGAAUAAAAAACCUAACAGUGGAACUUAAAAACAAGCAAGAUGAAUUAAAAAGUGUGAAAAAUGAUUUGCUCUAUUUCCAAGAAGAAAAGGAAGCUGCCUAUAAGCAAUCACAAGUGCUCAGAAAUACAUUGGAACACCAUUGUUCAACUCUGAACAAGGCUGUCUCACUAUUUCCUUUUAUUAGAAGUGAACUGGACAGUAUUAAAGAAGUAAUCUCCAGUAACCUGGAGAACUGGGCUGCGAUGAAAGAAGAAAUUUUUCUACAAAUAAAAGCCGUUAGCAAAGAAGCUUUGACAGAAAUACCCAAACUAAAUCAAAGAUUAGCAAAAUCCCAGAGAGAGAAUGAAUGCCUCCAAGAAAAGGUAAAACAUCUGACGCUGGUGGCUGACACGGUUGAGCUGAAAACUCAACAACUUCAAACUUCACUUCAGCAAGGGAAUGAGCUACAAAGCAGAUGCCGUGAACUACAAAAGGAAACAUUAGAUUUAACAAAUCAAGUAGAGACUAUUGGACUGAAGCUGCAGAAAGUGACAGCCGAGAUGGACCACUACAAAAAGCUGUUGAUGGUAAAAUCAGCGGAACUUGAUGUCUGUCAAAAUGAACUGAAGAAAAUGAAAUAUGAAAAUGGACUUUCUGAGUCAAGACUUACGAAAGAGCUCAAGGAAAAGGAGGAAUCUCUUCUAAUUUGUCAACAAGUAUGCAAACACUUACAGGAAGAAGUGGCUGACAAAGAAAGGAAAGAAGAAGAUCUAAAAAGAAGAACUGGUCGAUCAGAAAGUGAGCUAGAAGCACUUAAAACUCUUCUUCGACAAACAGAGGAAGAGGUGGUGAUGUUGAAACAAGAAAGGGAGUUAAUGCUGAUUUCUCAUCAGAACAGAACAGAGCAGCUGCAGGAAACAUUAAGACAGAAGAUGAGGAAUGAAGAUAACUGGAGGGAGAAGAUGGAGAUUGGUCUGGCUAAAGGUGAAGCACGACACAAAGAAGCAAUUCUUAAAGUCAAGGAAGAAGCGAGAGUGGAACUAGACAUUGAGAGACAAAAACAGCAAGAACUAAUCACAAAAUAUCAGAGAGAUCACGAAGAGCUCCAGAAGAAGAUACCAGGUUUAAUAUCCAGUGCCACCAAUAGCUUAAGGAUGGAGACAGAAAUUCUUGAAAAGAAGCUACAAGAUGCACAGAUCAAACUCGCAGAGAAAGAUGAAGAUAAGGAAAAAGAAAUUCAGAGCCUUAAAAGACUAAUUACUGAGCUUGAAUUUCAGCUGACAAUGGAAAAGAACAAUAAUGAAUCAUUUCUGGACAAUAUGAGGAAAGAAAUGAAACACAAGUCAGAUGAACUGGAAAAAUUAACCCAGGAGAGGACACAGCUGAUUCACAAUUUGAGUCAAGUUCAAGAGGAGAACACUCUUCUCCAGGAAACGGUGCGCAGAGAGUGUGAGGAACGCUAUGAGCUGACUGCAGCUUUGACUCAAGCCAGGGAACAAGUACUGGAACUAAAAAAGCUCAGUGGAAACUUCCCGUUAUCGCCGUGUUCCCUGGCUCAGGGCAGCCUAACCUCCCCUGCUGCCCUGCUCGCUGAUUACGGACAGAAGAGCCGCACAAGCCCGGGCACUGGGAAGGAAAUCAAUCUCUCCGGACAGUUUGGUAUUUCACGAGCUGCGAAGGCACCCACCUCCGGUAAGCGUAACAGCAGCAGCAGCAUGGCCUUGCCGGCUCUAACCCCACCGCAUCCUCCAAGAGGAAGGGCAGCUUCGCUGAAUGAGCCCAGGAGCAGGAUUACUGCAGCUAUAAGAAGACAACUGAGUCAGCUCUGACAGCCACGUAUGCAUGCAUAGCGCAUGGGAAGCCAUUCCAGUGCAUCAAAUGACCAUUCAAAUGACCAUUUACUUGUGGACCCUGAGGGUCAAAUCUUAGCUGAUGCAAUUCAUGCAUUUUGACAACUUAAUUUUAAGUUAAACUUUUAUACAUUUGUAAUGCCGUAAUGUUUCUUUGUCCAUUGCAUAUCGGCGUAACUAAUUGCUACCUACAUUUCAAAAUGAGAAAAGUAAAAAACAAAAAAUAUUGUCUCUCCAAGAGGAGCACAUCUUCAAUAGGCGUAAUUAAAAUAAUUGCUAAUUUCAAAUACUAUUUUACUUAACCACUUCA
Molecule: messenger RNA, 7073 nt
Organism: Falco peregrinus (peregrine falcon)
Lineage: Eukaryota; Metazoa; Chordata; Aves; Falconiformes; Falconidae
Gene: LEKR1
Product: leucine, glutamate and lysine rich 1
Exons: 12
Coding region: 4721-6742 (673 amino acids)
Source: RefSeq, a predicted model, not a curated record